Messenger RNA from Manis pentadactyla (Chinese pangolin), 2220 nucleotides. It is a transcript of the gene CCDC51, whose product is annotated as coiled-coil domain containing 51. Bases 572 to 2005 code for a protein of 477 amino acids. The transcript has 4 exons. The record is from RefSeq and is a predicted model, not a curated record. Lineage: Eukaryota; Metazoa; Chordata; Mammalia; Pholidota; Manidae.
CCCAGAGUACAAGCUCUUUGAGCAGAGGAGUGACAGGAGGUGGAAACGGGACACACCGGCAGGCAGGAAGGCACUUGGGAGUUCACAGAAGUUCUCUUCCAGUUUGUAAAUGUCUUCUUGGUGAAACAUAAAGUAAACUGUCUGCUGCGGGCGAGGCUGAGGUGCAGGUGGCUGGAGCUGGGGGGCGUGAGACAAGUAUCAGGAAGGAGACAGUCACCUGCACGGCGGGGCCAGACUCCGAGCUUGGCCCUCAAGGCCCUGCCUGGGCUGCCCAUCCCCCUGAACAGCCUCUCCACUGCACUGGCCACCUUCCAGGGUUCAGACGACCUCAAGUGCACUUCCAUGUUCUCCCUCUGCCAGGAGCACCGUCCCUGUGCAGAGAAGCCUGGGAAACACCUGAGUGGGCAGGAGCUGAGAGGCAGGCAGCUAGGAGUGGGGUGGAGGUGGAGAGGAGACCUUGGGGUGGAGGAACAGCUCAGAGUCAUUGGCACGUUCCCUCACGGAGCAAAGUCCCUGCUGUCACCAAGCCUACAGUUGAGUGAGGGGCUCUGCAGCACAUGAAGAAGGCAACAUGUGUCUGAUGGAGAACAAUAAAGCAAGUGAGGUGGCCAAGGAGGGAGAGGUCAAAGGAGGCCUCGCUGAGGUGACAUUUGUGCAAGACACUGAAGCCAGCCAUGCUCCUGUAGGAAGCCCGGUGCAGGCGGAGCGAGUGGUGGACAUCAGCCCUGGGGCAGGAUCCCGGGCGCCGGCAGGACGGGCAGUUGCGCCAGAUCUGCCGAUGCCAGGGCACAACCCUGUGUUUGACAUGCAGUACGUUGUGGGUGCAUCCCCCGUGUUGGUGCGGAGAGGCCUCCUUGGAAGUGACCUGUCGGUGACCAGGACUCUCUGCAGCCCAGGCUCCAGCCAGCCAAGAGAGAAGGGACCCCAGGAGGUGGCCCUGGGGCUGUACCACCGCCUCAUAGCCCUGGGACAGGCCCUGGGGCGUGGCAUUCGGCAGCAGGCAUCCUCCACAGCCAAGACAUGGUGGGACAGAUAUGAGGAGUUUGUUGGACUCAGUGAGGUUCGAGAGGCCCAGGGAAAAGUGACCGAGGCAGAGAGAGCAUUCAUGGUGGCUCGAGGGCUUGUCCGAGAGGCGCGAGAGACGUGGGAGGGUCAGCAGGACAAGCUGAAGGAGGUGAGGGACCGCUUGGACCGCAUCUCCAGGGAGGACAGCCAGUACCUGGAACUGGCUACACGGGAGCACAGGCUGCUACAGGAGGACAAGAGGCUGCGCGUGGCCCACCUGCAUGCCGAGGACUCUGAGCGGGAGAGCUUCUCCCUGCUCUCGGCAGCCGUGCGGGAGAGCCACGAGAAGGAGCGUGCUCGGGCCGAGAGGACCAAGAACUGGUCGCUUGUGGGCUCUGUCCUGGGGGCACUGAUUGGGGUGGCUGGCUCCACCUACGUGAACCGCAUGCGGCUGCAGGAGCUGAAGGCCGUGCUCCUAGAGGCACAGAAGGGGCCUGCAAGCCUCCAGCAGGCCCUCCGAGACCAGGCCUCCAGCUACUCCCUCCAGCAGAAGGGCCUCCACGACCUCAUGGUGGACCUGAGGGGCCUGGUGCAAGCCGGGUCUGAGCAGAACUCUGGGACCCGGGCAGGUACUCCUGCCACCCGAGACCAAGACGUCCUUUCAGCCGCCUUGAAAGAGCAGCUCAGCCAUUCCAGGCAGGUCCAUUCUUCUCUAGAGGGUUUGCGAGAGCAGCUUCAUGGCCUGGAGAAGACUUUCAGCCAGACGGCCAGGGCGAUUCAGCUGGCAGAGGCCUCAGCCCGCCCAGGCCUGGGGCAGCUGGCAGACGGCACGCUGCCUGGCCCCUUGCUGGAGCCGGGGAACUUGACCUUGGCGCUGUCAGACAUGGAGCGGAGGCUAGAAGCCCAGGUCCACAGGAGCGCCCUCUGCAGCACGCUGGUCACUGGUGUGGCAUUCGUGGCCACACUGCCCGUGCUCUACCUGCUGUUCAGGACCAGCUAGCCCCUGGGCCCUCCCCGCGAGGUGCCGAGAGGGUCGGCGUGGAUGUGGGUGUAGUUAGAGAACCGCACAAGGAGCGAGCCUUUGAGGGUGAACACAGCCUCGGCCCAAGUCUGAGCACCGCCUGGCUCCCCAGUCAACCUGCUUUGCUUUUAGUAAUGCUGGUUUACAUUUUCAAAGCUGUGCAAAUGUCCAAUUAAAAUGCCUUUGAGUCUGUA